CAAUUACAGAGGCGGACAAUUAAGGCAGCAGAGAGAGGCAUUUAUUUACACAAGUUUACAACAAACAGAAGUAAGGGCGGAAAUAAAUACAAAGGGUGUGGUGGGUGAAAUGGCCACAUUCCAGAGAUAGCAGGAGUUUCUGUAUAAAUUGCGCAAGAAAUGAUGAGUGACAAGAUACAGCACCCGUCAACUAUUGUUGCAUGUAUGAAGGAUAUUCGGGAUAUGCCUAGGUUAUUUGUUUUGGUAGGAUAUUCAUGAAGUAUUGACACAUUUGCACUGAUAGCAAGACGCUUACCACAUACAUACGACUUGACAACAUAAAAAUAGGAUAUUCUGUUAUUUUCCGGAGGAUUUUGUCAAUUACAAAGUUAGAUAUUGUAUUCGCAGUGAAGGAAAUAUAGGAUAUUCAGCAUUUACAAUUGAAAUUGACGAAAAAAGUUCUUUGAAUAUACUAAAUUCGAACAUUAAAAUCUGUUCGACUGACAUAUUAUUUGAUUUUUUUUUUCGAGGAAAAGGGCAAAAUGACGUCAGUACACCUUAUUUUAAUCACGCUCAAAUGUACUCAAACACUGUACUACAAUAGCAAUGCAUUUCAAUCAUCCCGAUAGCGCACAGUGGGAAAAAAAAAAGGCUUGACGUCGGUCUUUAUGUGUGUAUUUUUCACCAUCAAAGUAUCAGCUUUAGAAAAGAAAAAAUACUGCUAAACUGAAGUUUAAAAAAAAAAAAAAAAAACCUCCACUGGCUGUCACAACUCAAUACUUGAUUGAUUACGUAUUUACGCGUCACUGUUCUUCAGAAUAAAUGUAUAUUACUUCUAUGUAUUAAAAAGUGAUCAACCGACGAAAGAUUCCGCCACUUGCGAUUGUUGACAAUAUUUGGUGACGCGAUAAAGUUCGUUGAAAACAACAACAACAACAACCUUUACACGGCUGCCGUAAAGCAGUGCGAGUAUGUUUUGCGACGGUAUGAAAUUGUCGCAACACAUCGGAUGGCGUCACCUGAACCGAUAGUAAAGGUCCCUGUUGAAUUCCACGCAGCUACGCUAAAAUAGGCGCAAGAACGUCGUGUUUGGUCUUUCUAAUCAAGCGUUGGCCUUCAUUGUGAAGGUGGCCCUACGGCGCGGUUUGCACAUUUUUGACAGUUGAAGGCAGAAAACGGAAGACUUCGGAAUCAACAUUUGGACGAGAGCCUUUUCGUAAUUGCGCUCUCGGUAGACUGGAGCUGAGUGCCGCCGUCGGGGUCAACAUCACCCCGUGCAUCUCUCCCGGCGCCUCCACCAAAGAGAUGAUCGCUCACCGGCCCGUUGGAACACAAGGACCGGCUCACCUCAACGGCUGCGUGCCGCUGUCACACCAGGUCGCGGGUCACAAGUACGGCGUGGAUAAAGUGGGGAUUCUGCAGCACCCGGACGGAACGGUCCUGAAGCAACUCCAGCCUCCGCCGAGAGGACCGAGGGAGAUGCGGUUUUACAGCAUGGUAUACGCAGAGGACUGCUGUAACCCUUGCCUUCUUGAGCUCCAGACCCAUCUUCCGAAAUAUUACGGCACCUUGUCCUCUCCUGAUGCACCCAACGACGUGUACAUGAAGCUGGAAGACGUCACCCGACGCUUCGUCAAGCCGUGCAUCAUGGACGUGAAGCUGGGCCGGCGGAGCUACGAUCCGUUCGCCUCGCAGGAGAAAAGGGAGCAACAGAUCAGAAAGUACCCGCUGAUGGAGGAGAUGGGCUUCCUGCUCCUUGGCAUGAGGGUCUACAAGCUGUGCAGUGACACUGUUGACACCUUUGACCAGCACUACGGGAGGGGACUGUUGAAGGACACCAUUAAAGAUGGCUUGGCUAAAUUCUUUCACAACGGUGUUUGUCUGAGGAAGGACGCAGUCGUGGCCAGCAUUCGCAGAGUGCAGAAUAUCCUCCGCUGGUUCGAGUCUCAGCGUCAGCUGGUCUUCUACGCCAGCUCGCUUCUCUUCGUCUACGAGGGCCUCCCCUCUUCGUCCGCCUCGAGCGCCUUCCCCCUCACCGGUACCCCGACGAACAGCCCGGCCGCUGUAGGCAAAAGUUGGGAUGGGGAGGAUGACAGGAGAAAGGAGGAAGGAGAAAAGAAUGAAAAGAUGGCAGAGCACAACAACAACAACAACAUUCAGGGGGCGGUGCCCUACGAUUGCACCUUGGACUCGAUUUACAGCAAUCGCAGGAAAGGUGGCCUCCAUCUUUGCGUCAAGGCUCACCUUCAAGGCAGCAGCGGAGACGCCGGCACCGCGGGGACGACGACACCGCGCCGACCGGUUGCCGUAGAGAAAUCGCCGCAGCAAGACAACUCCACGUGGUUGUCCCGGCAACCGCCAAACGCAAAUGGAAACAAAUCCCGACUUGAAGGGAAGGGCGAGGAUGGAGAGGGCGAGGAGAGCGGCAGGAGAGACGAGGAUAUGGUGCGGGGAGGAGGCGAGGCAACGGGGUCGAGCGAAGGCGACGCGCAGGUGGAGGUCAAGAUGAUCGACUUUGCCCACGUUUUUCCCAGCGAGAGCCACGAUCACGGCUACAUCUAUGGCCUCAGGCACCUGCUGAGCGUAUUGAGCCAGAUACUCUCCGAUGCCGCUUAAACUCGGCCUCGCUUGACCUUCCGAACUCGCUGAAAGUCAACCGUUCUCUCCGCCGACCUGUCCGCUCUCCCUCCUGAAUCGCGGCGCCGCCGCCGCCGUCGUCGUCGUCAUCUCGCCCGAUUGUCGUACGUGUGCGCGCGUUAAGUGGAAGGCACGACAACGGCUAGCGAGCCCUUGGAGGCAUUCGGACCCUCCGCUUCAGUCAGCUGACUCCGCGGACUCUCACAUGACACGAGCUCCAAAAUGCGACCCUACAUUUGAAAUUCACUGGAUUUGACGAGUCUAUUUUUAUAUUCAGGCCGCCGAGGAAGGAAAAAAAACCAAACUAUUGGCUUUGUGUUGUAUAUCAGAACAUCUCAAAUCCUGAGUGAGCCAGAGAUUUUUAUGUAUUGUUUAUACUAUAAUAACUAUUUGAUACUAUUUAUAGAUGUUUUAGGUUUUCAAUUUGUGCUUGAUCGCGUGGAUGCUGAGAGACGAGCUUUCACUGCCAUAAUGCAUCAAAAUAUCCAUUUUUUUCUUUUUUUUUGGGUCAUUCUGAUUCAUUCUUUUUUUUUUUUUUUUUUUUGUUUUAGCAGCAGAAAUCAUUGCUUCCAAAACACUACUUUUGGACACGAAUAAAAAAAAAAAAAAAGGCCAAAUCAAUAACGCAAAAUGCUUGAUUGCCAUGUUUCCACCGAGAGGUUCAGUUCACAGCUCUGACAUUAGCGGUAAAAAACAAAACACAAUUAGGACCUAAUCCUUUUCAAAUGGGCAAAAAUCUGAAUUAUUAUUUUAACAUUAACACAUUAAAGUAUAAUCCAAAAAGAAGUCGGUACCAUCAAACAAACAUUCAAAAAACUGCCAAUUUUUUGCCAAUUUUUCUCUGUUUUCAAGUUGAACAACUACAAAGUUAUUUUUUUUAUCAGGAUAUCUUUUUUUUUUUAAAUGAAUCAGCCGAUGCAUCGGCUAUGGGAACUUUACUCUGCCAAAUAUCGGAGUCGGCCUUAAAAAAAAAAAAAAAAAAAAUCCACAUCAGACGAUGGGCGUUUAAAUUUUUCUGUAUGCUGCUUGGUGUUUACUUCGCAAUCCAGUCUUGCAUUCCUGUUGGACAUUUAGGGGACAAUUCUCCGGAGACCAAUCAAAUGUCCACAAGCGCAGCUCGACGCAACAAACGUACUACCGCAUGCUACUACGACAAUAUGGAAUAGAAAUGUACUUUAGGCUAAAUGCUGUGAGUAUGAACCCGAAUUUCUGCUUGAUUUUUUUCUUUUGGCAUGUUGACAUCUCUCAGCAUUCACAUUCAAUUUUGGAGGGAAUUUCUACUUUUAAACAAUUAAAUGAGUAAAAAGAUGUCUUCCCAAAUUCCAUUUCUGCAUAAUUGACUACACAGCAGUACGCGGGGCAGCCAAAAAGUCAAUGUUUUUUUUUUGUUUUUUUUUAAUUAUUAGUACAUUGAAUUCAAUUGGGCUCAUUACUUUUUGGCUGCCCCUCCUAUGAUCGUGCAUGAUGAUGAUGAUGAUGAUGAUAACCGUGAUUAUAUCGAGAUCCAUAAUGUCCACUUGGACCUUUCAACGUUGUCCCGUUAUUGCCAUCCAAUAACAUUGGAUGAGUUGCCGUAGCGAUACAGGCGUGGCCUGCUGGAACGUCAAAUUCGGAAAAUCAACUGUAAAUACAAGAAAGCAACUCGAUGCAUAUUUUGGCCCAAUUAUUUGAACGAGAUGUGCAUUAUUUCGGUUCAAAGUGCAUUUUGAACCGCUGUUCGACAAGCAAACCACCGACUGGAACUCGGGUUCCCCGAAUCCCGUGAAUGAUUGAAAAUGCUCAUGCAAAUGUUUCAAUCUUAAACUGACACACUUUACUGCCAUCCAAUCUGUUGACGUUGAAACAUUUAAGUUGUUUUUCGUUGAAUCCCGUGUCAACGGGGAUCGAACUCAGGUAAUUAACACCCAAGAAUACGUAGAGUGGUUACCAUGACGCCAGAUGGUCCUCUUGCUGACUCUUAAAAUGGUCGUGUAGAUGUUUUAAGCUCAUGUCGUGCUUUUUUUUUCCCCCCCCGUCACCUUAUGAAUUGCAAUAUGCAUUUCGGUCGGCCGUCAAACAACCCUUGUUCAAUUUGAGUCCUUGUUGCGGUUUGUGCACUCCCACUUUAUUGACGCAACGUUUAGCACAGGCCCCGCUGUAAGUUCGGUUGUCAGAAAGCGGUACAAAGGCCAGUUCUUAAUCUGGUGAGGUCGCAACUUGCACGUCAACUUUGAAGAUUGUACUCGAGGAAGAGGCGCCGCGUAGCCAGAGAGAGACGAAUGGAGAAAGAUGGGCUUUUGCUUUAGGUUUCUUGUUUUGGGCAUUGUGUGGAUGGUUACAAAGGAGUCUUUGAAACUGUCAUGGCAACCUAAGUGAACGACCUUUUUUUUUUUGGUCCUAUUUGCCUCGUAUUUAGAGUUGUAUACUAUUUAUAGAAAUGUCUCCGCAGACACUGCAAAUAUCCUACAUACUGUACGUCGGGCGAUGGUAAUCACGCGUAAUGCAAUGAGUGACAGAUGAAUGACGUGAACCCAAAGCGACCUUGAUCGAACCUAUCUUGAGAUUAAAGCAGUGAAAACGGCAACCAAUGAAGUGCAUUUUAAUUCCAUCCUAAAUGCAAAAAAGACUUUUUUUUUUUUUUUUUUUUUUUUUGUCUUAAUUGAUGUUUACACACGUUAACAAUCAUUUUUUCCCGUACCUGCUUUAUGUGAUGUCAAUGAUUUCAUUUUGUUUUUGUGUUUUGAAAAAUGUUUUGUUCAUUCCGGCAGCUUUAUCAAUCUCUUUUUGUUCAUUUGGCUCGCAAGCUAACAAAUGUCAUAUCAUACAUAUUUACACAGGGAAUCAUUCAUCAAUUAUUUGGUUUCAUGACAAUAGUGCAACUUGUAACUAGUGUGUAAAGUCUGAUAAUCAGACUGAGGUUCUUAAGUGGGCGCUUUUUCCAGUACUGUGAAUUGUUUGUCCAGCGUUACUUUAAAAAAACAACAACAACAACAACAACACACAGUUACACCCAAAUACGACUUUACAGAAUUCACGCUAAUAAGUUUGUGCUUUCAACAAAUUUCCUGUUAAUUCCCAACUUUGAAAAUGACUGGAAUUUGCAACCCUAAUACUGUGAUGUAUGAACUAGCUUUGUUGUCCUCAAUUCAUCAAUGCACGUCAGCCUCCAUCCUGAUGACGAAUCAUAUCGGUUGAAAGUUCCAUUCCAGAAAAGGAUAUGGAAUUUUGGGCACAGACUUGACCGCCUGAUACCAAAUACAAACCUGCUUAUCUGACUUAAUGGCCUGUAUUUUGUACUUAAAGAGUGCUAAAUGGCAGACUGACACGAGGAAAGUAAAUAAAUGAAAACAUGUUGACCGUACAGUAAAUUGGGCCCAAUUGUAUAUUGUUAACAUUUGACUUGUUUUCCCUCAUGGCCAGAAUUAAGCGUGAUUUAAUUGUGUUUGAAAAUAAGAAUUUUUGCAUACUGGAUUUUUCUUUCAUGUUAUUAACGGCCAUGUUGUCAGAUAUACAGUAUUAGUGCGGCGAUUCCUGAUUUCUGAUUUUUGCAUAUUUAUCAACCACAAAUGUUUCAGAUCAUUCAAACCAUUUGUAUAUGUCACAAAGGCAACCAAAGUAAAUCUAAAGUGCAUCAAUUAAGUGAAAGAAAUGGCCAAACGUAUCAGGCCCUCUUUGUGUGAAGGGAAUUGCCUGGACUAAAUAAGUAGUGCCGCAAAAACCCGCAAUGGAGCGUUUGCCGUAACUGGCGAUGAGUCGUUUUUAGCCAUUCAGAGGAGGACUCGCUAGUAUGUUUUGGGUUGUCCCCGCUGCCUAGCAGUUCUUUGUAUAUGUCAGGAUUUUCUGGUAGACAGCAGAAUUCCUUGCGUUAUUAGUCACAGCAUGUUGUGCAGGUCCAGAAGGCGCAAAGCAGCCCCAGACCGUCACACUUCCCGCACCUUAUUUGACCGUCGGCCUGAUGUUCUUUUGAUCAAAAGUUAUUAUUUUUAGGCCAGAUGUAUGGGCCACACACCUUUUUCAAUAGUUGUCUUAUCAGUCCACAGAAUAAUUCUCUAUACAGUGCUGUGUUAAAGUAUUGGCCUCCUUCUCAAAUUCUUAGAUUUUUGCAUUGCUUUCCCACUUCAAGAUCAUCAAACUAAUGUAAACAUCAGACAAAUAUAACCCGAGUGAAUUUAAAAUGCUGUUUUUAAACGUUGAGUCCAUUUAUUAAGGGAAAAUAAACAAUUCAAAGUGACUUGGCCCUCUGUGAAAACUAUUUCGCCCCCUUGUUAAAUCAUUCAUUAAUUGUGGCUCAUCACAACUUUUGGUUUAGUCAUUUUCACACCCAGGCAAAAUGAAAACAAUCGAAACAAAUUCAAGAAGAGUCGAGAAAUAAAGUCAUUGACAUCUAUCAGUCUGGAAAGGGUUACAAAGACAUUUCCAAAGCUUUGCGAUUCCAGCGAACCAUAGGGAGAGCCAUUAACCUCAAAUGGAGAAAUUCUAGAACAGUGGUGAACCUUCCCAGGAAUAGCCGGCCUACAAAGAUCACCCCAUGAGAACAGCAAUGACUCAUCCAGGAGGCCACAAAGGAACUCAGGACAACUUCUAAAGAACUGCAGGACUCCCUUGCCUCAUUUCAGGUCAGUGUUCAUGACAAAAAUAAGGAAGGGACUAGGGAAAAAUGGCAUCCAUGGCAGAUUUCCAAGACCAAAACCACUGCUGACCAAAAAGAACAAAGGCUUGUCUUACUUUUGCAAAAAUACAUCCAAAUGAUUCCCAAGACUUUUGGGAGAGUAUUUCUUUGACUAACGAGAUGAAAGUUGAGCUUUUUGGAAGGUGUGUCAUUACAUCUGGCGUAAAUGUAGCACAGCAUUUCAGAAAACAUCAUACCAAAAGUCAAACAUGGUGGUGGAAGUGUGAUGGUCUUGGGCUGCUUUGCUCCUUCAGGACCUGGGCGACUUUGUGUGAUUGAUGGAACCGAGGCUCUUCAGCAGAAAACAAUGAAGGAUAAUGUUGGGCCGUCAGUUUGUGACCUCAAGCCGAAGCGCACUUGGGUUCUGGGUUCUGGAGCAGGAUAAGGAGCCAAAGCACACCAGCAAGUCGACUUCUGAAUGGCUUAAAAAACUAAAUGAAGGUUUUGGAGUGGCCUAGUCAAAGUCCAGACUUGAAUCCCAUUGAAAUGCAGUGGAUGGCCCAACCAGUUCUUAGGUUUAGGCAGCCAUUACUUUUUGACAUGAGGCCAGGUAACUUUGAAGUUUUUUUUUUUUCCCCCCUUAAUAAAUGAAAUCACCAUUCUCUUGGGUUAUAUUUAUCUGAUAUUUACAUUUGUUUAAAGAUCUUAAAUGUUCAAGUAGGGAAACUGCAAACAAAAAUGACAGAAUUUGAGAAGGGUGCCAAUCCUUUUUCAUGGCACUGCAAGUUUUAAGUUUGUUGUGAUUCAAGUGUCUUCAACUUCGGGUCUCGCUGUGCAGUCCGGCCGGGGUUGCCGAUUGCCAAAUCCCACCCGAAUUACAUAAAAGCCGAACUGCUGUGACCACCCGCGCGCGACCCUCACGGCGCUCAAAGCUCAGUGGUCUGCAGACGCUGAUGUUCCGACCGAGAAUUGAACAUGCUCUUGUGUGCAAAAUACAUUUUCAGUUGAAUAUAUUGGAUUUUAUGCAUUGUAAAAUUGAGCAGCGGCGAGGAAGUGAAACGUUCCUUCGCAGCUGGAAAAGUAAUUAUUUUUGGGCAAUAAAAUUACAUUGAAAUAG
Phyllopteryx taeniolatus (common seadragon) is the source of this 8321-nucleotide messenger RNA. It is a transcript of the gene ipmkb, whose product is annotated as inositol polyphosphate multikinase b. Lineage: Eukaryota; Metazoa; Chordata; Actinopteri; Syngnathiformes; Syngnathidae. The record is from RefSeq and is a predicted model, not a curated record. The coding region runs from base 1285 to 2595 and encodes 436 amino acids. Gene Ontology annotation, molecular function: inositol tetrakisphosphate kinase activity; inositol-1,4,5-trisphosphate 3-kinase activity. Gene Ontology annotation, cellular component: nucleus; cytoplasm. The transcript has 7 exons. Gene Ontology annotation, biological process: inositol phosphate biosynthetic process.